Messenger RNA from Emys orbicularis (European pond turtle), 1410 nucleotides. RefSeq names its product HtrA serine peptidase 4 (gene HTRA4). The record is from RefSeq and is a predicted model, not a curated record. Gene Ontology annotation, biological process: programmed cell death; proteolysis; positive regulation of apoptotic process. Gene Ontology annotation, molecular function: serine-type endopeptidase activity; protein binding. Gene Ontology annotation, cellular component: extracellular region. Lineage: Eukaryota; Metazoa; Chordata; Testudines; Emydidae. The coding region runs from base 1 to 1410 and encodes 469 amino acids. The transcript has 9 exons.
AUGGGGCCGCCCCCGUGCGGGCUCCGCUGGCUCCUGCUGCUGCUGGCCGCCCCCCUGGGGGAGCUGCGGCCGCCCCCGGCCGUGCCCUGCCCAGCGGUGUGUGAGCCGGCGCGCUGCCCCCCGCGGGACCCCCAGCCCUGCCUGGCCGCCGGGGGGCUGCUCCAGCCCGACCGCUGCGGCUGCUGCUGGAUCUGCGCGCCCGGGGAGGGGCGGCCUUGCGCCGCGGGCGGGCUCUGCGCCCACGGGCUGCGCUGCCAGCGCCCCGCCGCCCGCCCGGCCCGGGGCGGCACCUGCAUCUGCGCCGAUUCCCCCCUGCCCGUGUGCGGCAGCGACGGCCGCACCUACCGCAGCCUGUGCCAGCUGCAGGCCGAGAACCGGCGGGCGCGGCUGCAGGACGCGCCCCCGGCCAUCCCCGUGCAGAAGGGCGGCUGCGGGGAGCCAGGCUCCUUCCAUCCUGACAGCCUGAGGUACAAGUUUAAUUUUAUUGCUGAUGUUGUGGAGAAGAUUGCUCCAGCUGUUGUCCAUCUUGAGCUCUUUCACAGGGUGUCCUACUCAAGCCAAGAAGUUCUUGUGUCCAGUGGCUCCGGAUUCAUAGUGUCAGAGGAAGGACUGAUUGUCACUAAUGCGCAUGUCCUCACCAAUAAGCAGAGAAUCCGAGUGGAGCUCAAGAGCGGGGAGCAGUACGAAGCUAAAAUCAAAGAUGUCGACCACAAGUUGGACAUAGCCCUGAUCAAAAUAUAUCCUGAUACUGCCCUCUCUGUACUACUGCUGGGCAGAUCAUCUGACCUCCGUCCUGGGGAGUUUGUGGUGGCGCUGGGCAGUCCCUUCUCCUUACAAAACACUGUAACAACAGGAAUCAUCAGCAGCACUCAAAGAGGCAGCAAGGAGCUUGGCCUGAAGGACUCUGACAUGGCGUACAUUCAGACAGAUGCUAUCAUCAAUUAUGGAAAUUCAGGUGGGCCCUUGGUGAACUUGGAUGGUGAAGUUGUAGGGAUAAAUACGCUGAAGGUAACGGCUGGCAUCUCCUUUGCAAUCCCCUCUGACCGAAUCCGUCAGUUCCUAGAAGAAUCUCACGACCGGCAGAUGAAAGGGACGAUUCGACCCAAGAAGAAAUACAUGGGAUUCCGAAUGCUUCCCCUCACUUUUAAUCUCAUCCGUGAACUGAAAAUCUAUGAUAAAAAUUUCCCGGACCUGAACUCUGGAGUCUAUGUCUUUGAAGUGAUUCAAGGAACUGCUGCUGCAAGCUCUGGCAUGAGAGAUGGUGAUGUGAUUAUCAGCAUUAAUGGAAAAACAGUCACCUCAACAGAGGAUGUCAGUGAAGCUGUUAAAAACAAUGAUGUUCUUUCAAUUGUGGUUCGUCGAGGAAAUGAAGAUGUGAUCUUGAAUAUAAUUCCAGAUGAAAUUGAUUAA